Molecule: messenger RNA, 621 nt
Organism: Lodderomyces pseudojiufengensis
Lineage: Eukaryota; Fungi; Ascomycota; Pichiomycetes; Serinales; Debaryomycetaceae
Gene: CYP5
Product: peptidylprolyl isomerase family protein
Exons: 1
Coding region: 1-621 (206 amino acids)
Biological process (GO): protein folding; protein peptidyl-prolyl isomerization
Cellular component (GO): fungal-type vacuole; endoplasmic reticulum
Molecular function (GO): peptidyl-prolyl cis-trans isomerase activity
Source: RefSeq, a predicted model, not a curated record
AUGAUGAAACUUAUCAGCUCAAUUGCUUUACUUUUGGCAGCAUUAUUUUACUUCAUUGGCCAAACUAAUUCUUCAAAAGAACUUACCAAAUUGCCACCAAUCACUCAUGAAGUUUAUUUCGAUAUCGAAGAAGAAGGAACUCCAAUUGGACGUAUAACUUUUGGAUUAUUCGGUACAGUGGUUCCAAAAACGGUUGAAAAUUUUAGAGCAUUAUCAACUGGUGAAAAAGGAUUUGGAUAUCAAGAUUCUAUCUUCCAUAGAGUUAUCAAAGACUUUAUGUUACAAGGAGGUGAUUUUACUCAUGGAACAGGUGUUGGUGGUAAACUGAUUUACGGGAAUAAAUUUGCUGAUGAAAAUUUUGAUUUGAAACAUGAUAGACCAGGAUUAUUGUCAAUGGCUAAUGCUGGACGUGAUACAAAUGGAUCUCAAUUCUUUAUUACUACAGUCCCUACUUCAUGGUUAAAUGGUAAGCAUGUUGUUUUUGGUGUAGUUACUGAUGGUUUUGAUGUUGUUCAAAAAAUCGAAAAUGCAAAAACAAGUCGUGGUGAUCGUCCAGUGAAAGAAGUAAAGAUUGUGAAAUCGGGUGAAAAUAAGAUCGAAACAGAAAAAGAUGAGCUUUAA